CUCCACCGUUCACACCAAUAUCCCAACUGUGGCUCGAAAUGAUAUUUGGUGGUAAACAUGCUCUCCUCGCUAUGCCAGGAGCUACGUUGUAGUGCACUUCUUUGUUUGACAGCGACAGCCACGCUGCUCUUCCACUCAUCAUGACCACACUAGUGCCAGCUCAGCUGUCCUUCCUCGCUAUCUACAAUCCCGAGCUAGGCCGAACGGACGAAACAUUCAGGGACCAAGUAGUAUACUGGUUUUCGAGGUCGGUAAAGGAGCGUAGGAAAGAUGGUGCAAGAGCUCUUCAGGACGAUGAGAACGAGAAGCUCCGCCAAAUCGGCUUAGCACAGGGCAUGGUGGACUUUGCAAAAAGCUUCGCCAACGGGCAGCCGGUCGACAGCAUCGACACAGAAAAAAGUCGCAUCGUGGUACACGAGCUGGAGGCGAAUUGGUGGAUCCUGGCAAGUAUUGAUUUGACGAAGGUACCGACCAAUGCGCAGCCUGCAUCGAGUGAUUCCAAGGGCAAAGAGCACGAGACAGCGAGCUCCAAGUAUGAGUACUCUAGCCGUGAAGUAGCGCCAGCCCAGCUAUUGCAUCAGCAGAUCGUCGAUGGUCAUCGCACCUUUUUGCUCCACAACGGAUCCUCAUUGUCGGCCCUACACAACAAGCUCUCGAGGCAAAAGUUUUGCGGCUUGCUGGAGAGAUUCUGGAAUCGAUUUUGUCACAACUGGGAUGUUCUGCUGCAUGGGAAUCCUGCCGUUGAGGUGUUUGGGGGACUUAAGCUUGCUGCUGGCGGCGAGCUCGGAAUGGGCGUUGGCGAAGAAGAAUGGGGCAGUGGGGAGAGGGAGGUCCUGGAAGACUUUGCAAAACGGACAGACGGUUUGGUGGAUCUGACUGUCUCACGGUUUGGGGAGCCAUCUAGUGCACAAGUUGGUGGAUUAAAACUGUCUGCAUCCAAAGGGCAAAAUGCACAGGGUUUGAAAGAGCUGGAUAUAUGGCUUGGCGCUGGGAAUCAUGCUCAAGCUGGCGAUGGUAUUGUCUUCUCCGGUGUAGGGGCACUUUCUCGAGCAUCUCUUCGGGAUAUCAGCCGCUGGACUCAAGACAUCUAUGCAUAUGGAGAGUCUGCAUAUGGCGUUGGUUUAUCUCCAAGCAACGAUAGACGUAAAAGAAAGCGACGGCAGCCUGCAGCACCAGCUGAUAAACAUUCAUCAGAGUCUCUGGCGCAAAAUAGGAACAAACCACCAAUACCACCAAAAGUCAAAACACCUCCAGGCAUACCACCACCCAUCGUAUCUGCUGUAGAGAGAUCAUUGGAGCGAGCUACGUCGUCUCAUGAUAUAAGAAAGGCGAAAGCGGCUCCAGAACGGAAAGAUACAGAAAAAGACGAGUCUUCGAUAUGGACAAGAUAUCUUACCCUCGGCUACGGCUCUGCCUGGGGUACAAAUAGAAAUUCGACUCCAAUCAAACGUGAGGACUCGACAACACUCGAUAUAGAAGCCGAACAUGAACCAGAACCUGUCCUGCGCCAGGUAGAUCCGGAGCCCGAGGCAGAGGCUGAUUCAGACCUGGAUCCCGAGGCUGAAUUAGAAAAACGUUUGAAGACACAAAUGGAACUUGAGCAAAACGGCCAUUUCUUAAUUGGUCUGAAGGGAGAACUGAACGACGAAGCACAUUUAGUAUCAAAUGACUCGGGGGAUGACGAAUGGAACCAACGCACAUCCGUACGCACACUCCAUGUCGAAAUAGUGAAGGAUAAGCGUCAAGAACUUGAGCUAGAUCCAUCGCCGUUAGAGACACCUGGACCGCCCACCACGUCAUCUGACAAGCCAAAACGCUCCAGAGUACGUGUGAUUGUCUAUGUGCAUCGACCAUUCAUUUACACAUUUUUGUUUCAUCCAAGCACAGAAAGUUUGUCACUUCCCAGCUUUUACAGGAACUUGCACACAUUCUUCGCUCCUCUACACAAGCCGCUAAGUGCAAGCACGUCACCUGCACACGUUGCAUCUCGUAUAGCGGCAGCGACUCCAGAAUCUGUCCCCCCGUCGACAACAUCCUUCAAACCAGGGAGCCAAAACCAGCCCAUUUUCGAUCUAGUGUAUGAUCCGAAAACACUCACUAUCCACGCCAGUAUACCAAACAUACCGGUGCCUGGCUCUUUAGCAGCAGAGGGUCUGACAUUGGCUCCAGGAGGCAGUGUGAUACCUGAGGGAUGGACAAGGGCAGAGGCGCUCAACGUGCACUCGGCAAUCCUCGAAAUUAUUCGCAGCACGCGACCUAUGCCUGGGGUGGUUGGCGAGGCCGGGGAGCGUGAGCUUGAGAGGAGUGUCAAGACGGGACGGGGCUGGUGGGUUGUCUGGAUGCGCCUCGAUGAUAAGGCGCACCUUGAAAAGCAGCAGCAACAGCAACCCGAAGCUGAAUUUGAAACAUUAUCCACUGAUGCCACCCCAACCUCCAAGACCUCGAUGAUAGAUGCUGAAAAAGGAUAUUUCCCCACUCAUGACGACGAAACGGACCCAGAUAUAGCUGUGCUAGCGGACUCUCGAGAGGCGAUUCUGGUACGUCGAGCACGCGACGCGGCGCCUUCGGGCAAGAGCAAAGCACGUGCUACAAGCGGAAUAUGGAGUCUAGGUAUAGGUGGAGGCGGUGAUUCGAGCGGCAAGGACACUGGGAGCGGAUGGGGGCCAGCCAGGCUUGCCGAGGGAGUUGGUGUGGAUGCCAGGAAGUAUGUUGAGGGAUUGUUGAGCCUCAAUCGAUGACCGCGAUUCGGGGCGAGUUUGGGUAACCAUGACAUCCACAACUCUACGCUUAGAGAGACACCUGGCCACACGAUCACUCUGCCCUGGAUGAAGGCAUAGGUAGAAUGCACGCUGCCAUAAAGUGGUCGCGAAAGCUUUGACAAACUGAUAUUACAAUGAUUCCAUACUUGAUUCA
Molecule: messenger RNA, 2913 nt
Organism: Verruconis gallopava
Lineage: Eukaryota; Fungi; Ascomycota; Dothideomycetes; Venturiales; Sympoventuriaceae
Exons: 1
Coding region: 141-2738 (865 amino acids)
Biological process (GO): vesicle-mediated transport
Cellular component (GO): intracellular membrane-bounded organelle; Mon1-Ccz1 complex
Source: RefSeq, a predicted model, not a curated record